AUGGGCUCCCUGGGCAGUCGGAUUCAGGCGGCGUCGGCCGGGGACGCCGAGGCCGCGGAGGGGUCGUGCGCCAGCGUCGGGCGCGGCUGCGACUGCAGGAAGAGGAAGCGCAGCUCGCCGUGCCAGUGCGACAGCGAGGGUGAGGAGGAGGACUGCCUGCUCAACACACCGCGCAGGAAGAAGUUGAAAAGCACAUCCAAGUACAUCUAUCAGACGCUUUUUCUCAAUGGGGAAAAUAGUGACAUCCAGAUCUGUGCGCUGGGGCAGGAGUGGAACCUGCACAAGGUCUACCUGUGCCAGUCGGGCUAUUUCUCCAGCAUGUUCAGUGGCUCCUGGAAAGAGUCGAGUAUGACCACCAUUGAGCUGGAGAUUCCUGACCAGAACAUUGACACUGAGGCCCUGCAGGUGGCCUUCGGCUCGCUGUACAGGGACGAUGUCCUGAUCAAACCCAGUCGAGUCGUCAGCAUCCUGGCCGCCGCCUGCAUGCUCCAGCUGGACGGUUUGAUUCAGCAGUGCGGAGAAACCAUGAAGGAGACCAUCAACGUGAAGACCGUGUGUAGCUACUACUCCUCCGCUGGCAUGUAUGGGCUGGACUCGGUCACAAAGAAGUGUCUGGAGUGGCUUCUCAACAAUCUUAUGACCCACCAAAAUGUGGAGCUUAUGAAAGAACUAGGGGUGGUGGUGAUGGAGCAGCUGGUGCAGUCCUCUGAUCUCUUUGUAAUGCAAGUGGAGAUGGACGUCUACACCGCCCUGAAAAAGUGGAUGUUUCUCCAGCUCUGUCCAUCCUGGAAUGGCCAUAUUAAGCAGCUCCUCUCUGAUGCCGAUAACUGGAUCUGCAAGCGGAGGAGUGAGCUGGGGGAGGAGGAGGCUUUCCUCUGCACCGAGCAGGGGGCACCGUUCGCCCCCGUCUUCAGGCAGGUGCGACUGCAGUACAUCAUCAAUGACCUGGCCUCUGCCCGAAUCCUCGAACGGGACAACAUCCUGCCUCAGGACUGGCUGUCGGCUGUGUACAAACUCCAGUGGUUCGCCAUGCUGCGGACAGAACACGACAACGACACCGGGCCACAGGAAGCUAACAAGGAUGAGUUUGAUGUGAACAGCAUGCGAUGCGGCAGGAAACUGGCUAAAGAUGGAGAUUACUGUUGGCGCUGGACGGGCUUCAACUUUGGCUUCGACCUGCUGGUGACCUACACCAACCGCUUCAUCGUCUUCAAGAGGAACACCCUGAGCCAGCCGUGCGGGGGGUCGGUUAGCCUGCAGCCGCGCAGGCACAUUGCGUACCGGCUCCGCCUGGCCUCCUUCGACGCCAGCGGCAAACUGGUGUGCAGCCGCUCCACCGGAUACCAGCUGCUCACCCUGGAGAAGGACCAGGAGUACGUGGUGAUGAACCUGGACAGCCGGCUGCUCGCCUUCCCACUCUACGUGUGCUGUAACUUCCUGUACACCUCACCAGCAUCUAAUCGCCGAACCGACGCCCCCGAGCCCGAGAGCAGUGCCCACAGCGUGUCCUGACCCCGGCCACGCUGUCUCAUAACUCCUCCCACUGUGUGCCCUGACUCCGCCCCCGUCUCCUAACUCCUCCCACUGUGUGCCCUGACUCCGCCCCUGUCUAGGAAUACCUGUAGCUGAAGCCCCCCCCCCAACCCAACGCAGUGUUCCCUGUCAUUGUGCACGCAACACAGGAAGAGACCAAGAACCCCAAACACACUUUGCUAACACCUGGGCUGCAGGCUGAGCCCCGGAGCUACACAUGGCUCAAGUGACUGAACUUUCAACUACUUGUAAAGUCUUUGUUGUUUUUUUUAUAAAUCACUAAUUUACUUGAAGGUUUUUUGUUAAUAAUAUUGGUGACCUUUAUUAAUAUAUGAACAGUUAUGACACACUUAUUUCCAAGUAGUAAUAACUCAGUAAUAACUGAUUUUCUUUUUUAAAAAUUAUUAUAUAUUUUCAAAAUGCCUCUACCAGCUUUUGAGGUUCAGUGUAAAUUGUGUAAAUGUGAUGGCUAAAGUUAUUGAGAAGAGACUUGCUGACAGCAUAGCCUAAGAGCUAUUUGGUAUAAUCCUUGUGAUUUUUUUUAUAUAUCAUUGCUUUCUUCGUAUACUGUAUGUUUCCUCACUCGGAAUCUGUAAAAGUAUUGCCAUUUUUGUUGUUGCAACCCAAGGAUGGGAUUUUAUGGAAUUUAUAUGGAUGUUAAUGUAGGGCUGUUACAUUGUGAAUCAUCCAUUUACCCCCCAAUUGUGGAGGCUCAGCAUUUAUUUUGGACUAAGGUAAUAUGGGGAGACAUUUCUGUAAUAUGUAUUUUAUUUUUCUAUGUGUAUACGUUUUAUAAAAAUUGUCGGUUUUGCGGUUUCAUUUUCUAUUAAAGCAGCCAUUUUGUGUUUGUUGAAAA
Messenger RNA from Anguilla anguilla (European eel), 2389 nucleotides. RefSeq names its product germ cell-less, spermatogenesis associated (gene gmcl1). The transcript has 13 exons. The record is from RefSeq and is a predicted model, not a curated record. Gene Ontology annotation, molecular function: protein binding. Bases 1 to 1512 code for a protein of 503 amino acids. Gene Ontology annotation, biological process: germ cell development. NCBI's taxonomy places the organism in Eukaryota, Metazoa, Chordata, Actinopteri, Anguilliformes, Anguillidae.